This is a messenger RNA of Macaca mulatta (Rhesus monkey), 4266 nucleotides long. It is a transcript of the gene TSPAN18, whose product is annotated as tetraspanin 18. The record is from RefSeq and is a predicted model, not a curated record. Gene Ontology annotation, cellular component: plasma membrane. Lineage: Eukaryota; Metazoa; Chordata; Mammalia; Primates; Cercopithecidae.
GAGCCCCGAGCGAGCGCCGCAGCCUCGCGCCGCGGUUCCCCGUACGCGCCGCCACCGCCGGGAAGGCAGCCGGCGCCGGGCAAGUUGCGAGCGCGCCCCUCCGACCAGGAAAGUUUCCCCCCGGCCGCUGGCGGGAGUUGGCGCGGGGUCCGGCCGCCGCAGCUGGAAGAGUGUAUCCAGAAGCUACUGUCAGGAGGACACUGUAAGAGAAGCUUGGCACCCCUGGACCCAAAGGAAAAGACACCAGUGGAAAGAGGUGAGCAUCUCCUGGACAGCGUCAAGCUUCAGAUGAGCUGAGCUUCUAAUACUACCAUCAAAGCAACUGGAACCCCUUGAAUUUGAUUUCUGGAGACGCGGGCAUAAUCCUUUUGCAGACGUCUCAACGCUGGCUCUCCAGGUGGAGCACCAUGGAAGGCGAUUGUUUGAGCUGCAUGAAGUACCUGAUGUUUGUUUUCAAUUUCUUCAUCUUUCUGGGCGGGGCCUGCCUGCUGGCCAUCGGCAUCUGGGUCAUGGUGGACCCCACCGGCUUCCGGGAGAUCGUGGCUGCCAAUCCUCUGCUCCUCACGGGCGCCUACAUCCUCCUGGCCAUGGGGGGCCUGCUCUUUCUGCUCGGCUUCCUGGGCUGCUGCGGGGCCGUCCGUGAGAACAAGUGUCUGCUGCUAUUUUUCUUCCUAUUCAUCCUGAUCAUCUUCCUGGCGGAGCUCUCAGCAGCCAUCCUGGCCUUCAUCUUCAGGGAAAAUCUCACCCGAGAAUUCUUCACCAAGGAGCUCACCAAGCACUACCAGGGCAAUAACGACACGGACGUCUUCUCUGCCACCUGGAACUCAGUCAUGAUCACAUUCGGUUGCUGCGGGGUCAACGGGCCUGAAGACUUUAAGUUUGCAUCUGUGUUUCGACUCCUGACCCUGGACAGUGAAGAGGUGCCGGAGGCCUGCUGCCGGAGGGAACCCCAAAGUCGGGACGGGGUCCUGCUGAGCCGGGAGGAGUGCCUCCUGGGAAGGAGCCUGUUCCUAAACAAGCAGGGCUGUUACACAGUGAUCCUCAACACCUUCGAAACCUACGUCUACCUGGCCGGAGCCCUUGCCAUCGGGGUACUGGCCAUCGAGCUUUUCGCCAUGAUCUUCGCCAUGUGCCUCUUCCGGGGCAUCCAGUAGAGGGUGUGGCCUGAGGCCCGAAGACUCGCCCCACCCACCACUGCCCAGCACCCGAUGCCCUCCCCUGCCCCUCCCCGCUGUCCUCUUGGCCCCAGGGGAGAAGAUGACGCCAUCAAAGAUGGCCAGGAGAAGGGCCAGGGGCAUAGAGCUAUUUUUUUAACAAAACAAAAUGAAGACAAAAGUACGGACUGAUGUAUCCUCGCCUGGACUCAGGGCAGGUGCCGUGGGCUCUCUGCAGAGACCCCAGCGCCUGGCCCAGGAUGUAGGCUGCUCUAGAGACCAAAGGAACACCAGGCCCAGUGCCCCUGUUGGUCCAGCCAGACCCUGGGCCCUCUCUCCUCACUGCACCAGGACCUGAUGCCAAGAAAGUGAGGAUUUAGGCAACGAGGAGGACAAAGCAAAUCUCAGAGAAGUCAUCAAAGCCCCACAGAGAUUCAGCUGGCACAUCCUUGAGGACUCGGAACCCACAGCGCAAUCCCUGGUCCACUGGAGGAUGGACUGUCCCCUGUUCAGGCCAGGGUCAAGAGUGAGCUGCUGAAACGGCAUCCAAGAAUGGCCCAGCUGGCAGGAUCCUUGCAUUCCCCAUCUGUUGGACCAAAUAAUCUCAAAGGCCCAGAGAGGGGCAGUGGCCCAUCCACAGACACACAGCACAGGCAUGACGGAAUCUGAGUUGUCUCCAGGCUGCUGUCACUGCAUCCAGGACUCUGUCAGCUCUGCUGCCCACAUGCACCCCUGGCCUCAGCAUUCCGGUUCCCCCAGACAAGAGAGGGCAAGCCAGCCAGGAACCGCCUCCUCCCUGCUCUACAGCUAAGAAAACACCAUUCCAUGACUUCCCACCGUGCCCUCCCUCCUACCUCCCUACACCUCUCUCUCUGAGUCCCCAGGAACACACAGGGGCGCACCUCACAUUCCCUUGUCCAUACUGCCCACCUCUCCCCACAAGCCACCCCCUUCCCUGUCCUUCCCCAACUCCUCAGCUCCCAGAGUGGAAGAAAUCCCCAAGAUCAUCUGGGUCUCCCUCUCCGCACCCAGAACUGAGGCUUGGGUAUCUUCAAGAUCCUUGCCAAGACUUCUCCACCCUCUUCUUGCAUACCUCCAGGGACAGAGAGCUUACUACCUCCCAAGGCAGCCUCCUGCCUUUGGACUGCUCUGACUUUAGCAUCAGCUUAAUAUACAGAAGAGGUUUCUGUUUUUCUGUGGCUCCGUCCACGGCAUCCCACUUGCCUGCUCUUCUUCCUGGAGUGUUAAGGUCACACAUUGACUCCCCUGAGCCCUCUUCUCUCCAGACUAAAGAAUCCUGAAGGCAUCGAGGCCAUUUCUGCUGCAACAAGGUUUCCUGUCUCUUCACUGUUCGCCCAUUUCUUAGUAUUCCCUCCAGGCUUGCACGGGGAGACUCGCAGACGCACACCCACAAGUAUUCAGUUCUCAAACUCUAGAUGAGUGUUGGCAACUGGAUUGCAAGAUGCCCCUAUCCUGAUAGAUCGGGGUGGCUGCUGGAGGCUGUGCUGGGGAUCUGAGGUUUGGUCUGGGCUCAGUGAGAGAUGUGGUGCAAUCCUGAUGAGUGAUGUCUGCCAGGCACCGUGAGUUUGAUUAGUGAUGUCUGCCAUGGGCAGGGAUGGAAGGAGCAGUGUGAUGUCUGCUCUCUUUUCUCCCCUCUCUCCCUGUUCAGGAAGAGCUCAUUCUGUCUCACAAGCCACCAGCACCCUGUAUCAGCCUCCAGCCUCCCCUCAGGCUUUCCAGUCACCAGGGACACUCGGAGUCACAGCCUAAAGCCCAGUGUUCCCCGGCCUGUGCUCCUGCCCCCUUCUGAGAUGCAGCCAGAAGCUCUGUGCCUGCUGCAAAGAUUCAGGUGGACCCUCCUCCAAUCUCCUCCUGCUGUGCCUGCCAGUCCUGGCCCUCCCACCAGGUCUCUGAGCUCAGUCUUACUUUAACAGCUUGCUCUGGCAGCCCCAUAAAUGACACCUGAGCUCCACAGAAGCUAAGCUCCCGAGACCUAGGGACCUGCCGCUGGUACCGCAGCCCAGCCUGGGGCCUGGGACCUGGCCCUCUUGAACCACCUACGUGCUUAGCCCCAGCUUUUUGGAAGAGGCAAAUGUCUGGUCUGAGAAUGACAAGGAAAAACAAAAAAACCAUGCUGGGCAGGACUGAGGCAAAUUGCACAGCUUUAUGGCUCUAAUCCAGGGGCAUCCCAGGCUUCUAGGGCCCAUACGAGUCAGAGGGAGAACCCAGGAGAAAGGUCUGGUCACAAAGGGAAAUCUGACUAAGGUGGGUUCAAGGGCGGACACAGACUGCUUCUCAAUGGCUUUCCACAAAUGUGCCAAGGAACCCUCAAUCAGCCCAGAUUCAGUUCCCCAGCCAGCCGCUGGCCAUCCUCUUAGCCUGGAAAGGGAAGACAGGCGGUUUUCUGCUCCUGUUGGCAUUCGCCCAGGCCGGUAGCUAUUUGCAAGGCUGCCUGAGGCCAUUCCUUGGAGGCAAGGCAAAGAAAGCUCAGCCCAAAUCAGGCUUGAGCCUCCCUCCAUAGCACAGGGAGGAACAGGGUUCAGCUGGCUUGGUCCAGAUACAACCCACAGCAGGUUCUGGUGGUGGCUGGGGGUAGGGGUGGGCAGGGAUACCUCUUCGUUUCUUUUUACCCCAGAAUACAACAGCUCACAACAGAGACUUCCUCGGACCCCGCUAACAGGGCAAGGAACAAGACGACUACACUGUUCAUCACAAACCCUGCCUGUAUUGAAAGCCACUUUCCUGCUCUGAAGCUACUGCCUUUUAGAGAAAAGGGGUAUCUCUUUAUGGGCUGGGGGUGAGGGCUCCUCCCCAGGGUCUCUGUUAAUUUCUAGCCUUGGUGCUCAGGCCUGUCCGCAGCCUCCCUUGUCCAUCUCUCUAUCCGUGCUUGAGGGGCCCAGACAGGAUUCCUCAAACCAGCUGAGGCCCCAGCACCCCCAUCUCCCCAGAAGCCCCUUCCUCUCUCAUAUGUUGAAAGUCUAUUUUAAAAACUGUCUAUGUUCCUUGCCGUAGAUUGCAGAGCUAAUUUAUCACGUUUCUCUCCUGUGAGACCCCGUUUUAUAUGAUAUAUCCAGAGGAAGUUUUGUAAUAUAAAACAGGACGCCCACACUGA